Molecule: messenger RNA, 228 nt
Organism: Penicillium angulare
Lineage: Eukaryota; Fungi; Ascomycota; Eurotiomycetes; Eurotiales; Aspergillaceae
Exons: 2
Coding region: 1-228 (75 amino acids)
Source: RefSeq, a predicted model, not a curated record
AUGCAAGAAACGCACAAGAUGCUUGAGAUGAAACCUCAUUCAAUAUCAGCUUCGCAUAUCUUCCUAAUCUCCGAAAAACUGCGGCUCAUCAUGUUCAAAGUCACCAGCGACACUAUCACUGACAUGGGGUAUCGUAACCGCUUCCUUCAGAUCACCAUUUCAGACGACGAUGGAAAUGUCGACAACGCACUGGUUCUGCUCAUGGACAUCUUGAAAGCCCCAGUCUAA